Molecule: messenger RNA, 1734 nt
Organism: Anas platyrhynchos (mallard)
Lineage: Eukaryota; Metazoa; Chordata; Aves; Anseriformes; Anatidae
Gene: NUDT7
Product: nudix hydrolase 7
Biological process (GO): nucleoside diphosphate metabolic process; coenzyme A catabolic process
Molecular function (GO): coenzyme A diphosphatase activity; manganese ion binding; magnesium ion binding
Source: RefSeq, a predicted model, not a curated record
UCGGUCAGUGGGUAAGGGCGGGGAGAAGGCAAGGGAAAAGGCCGCUCUCGGGGGGGGCAGACAAAAUGGCGGCCGCGGAGCGGGAGGCGGAGGCGAAGGGGAGAGAAUGCCCGAAGGAGGAGGCGAGGCGCCGCUUGAGGGAGCUGGACGUGGCCGACAAGUUCUCCCGCUUGCCGCUACCCAAAGCCUCGGUGCUGCUGCCGCUGGUGGUGCGGGCCGGGCGGCUGUGCUUGCUGCUCACCCUGAGGGCCCCGCAGCUGAGAAGAUCACCAGGGGAAGUGUGUUUUCCAGGAGGUAAAAGUGAAGAAAACGAUAAAGAUGAAAUUGAUACUGCUCUCCGAGAAGCCAAGGAAGAAGUGGGACUCCCGCCAGAGAAGGUGGAAGUCAUCUGUAGGCUUGUGCCUGGAAUCGAUAAAAUGAAUUACUUGGUAACACCAGUUGUAGGAUUUAUAGAGGAUACAUUCCAGGCCACUCCUAAUCCAGAUGAAGAGGUGGGGAGUGGAGAGCAUCCCAAGUUGAGCAUCAUAAAGUCUGUGAUUCAGGCAUUUCUCAAGAUGUUACCUCUCAAGUAGGAAAACAAAGUAUGUCUCUCUACCUCAUCCUGGCUGAGUGCUCGGUGUAGCUGAAUACCACAUUAAAGGGCUGUUGCAUCUACUGUGCACCUAAUGUUUAUAAAGGAGAGUAUGACUGCUUAGUGUGAGAUCAAACUAAUGAAAAGGUGGAUUCUCAGGGGAGAUCAAUCUUUCAUGAGGCCUGGGGCUGCAGGAAAGAUGUACAAACUGAAAAGGGAAAAGAUCUAGCAAAUGCAUUGUUCUGAGAAUUUCCUAGUAGAGAAUGCUCUACUCUGCUUUGAAAUAGUUCACAGCCCGGGGCAAUUAAUUCUCCAUUGUAUUAUAAACAAAAUUUUAAGCACCUUGAAAAGCAGGGCCUUUAUUUUCCUGUGGACCAAGAGCCUUGCAGUUCAACACUGCAGUGUUAGAAUGCUUAAGUUCCCUUUCAGAUUUGCCUUUAUAGCAUGUAAUAAAGCACUUUUCAAGAGUUCUGUGUCCCAUUGUUCUGCCUAAUUGGUCUUGUAUUAUAGCUGAAAAUUAUUAAAACAGAUAUGUAUUUACUUCCAGUUUGAAUGUAGCGUUUAAAGGACUCCUUAUUUUGAAUUACUGAUUGCAAAUGCAUUUGUCUUGUUUAAGUAUGGUAUGUUAAUAUAGCUUCCAGUCUGAAAAGGUGUUUUAUAUGUAUAUAUUUACUCUCUGUGCUUAUUCUCAUAAGCGAAUAACUAAGGUCAUUGCUCAAUUGAAAAAAAAAAUGUUAAAAAUAUAUUCCAGAGCACACGUUCUAAUUAUGGAUAAGUAAUGCUAGCAUGACAGUAAAAUGAGUGCAAAGGCUUGUAUCAGAACAAGAAAAUUACUGAUAAAAAAAAAAUAAAAAUACGUAGAUACAGUUUAAUGAGUUGUUAGUCAUUCUUUUAGUUGACAUGCAGUGAUUCAGCAUUUAACAUUUCUAUAUAAGUUUGAGUACUCAAAUAAUCAGACUUUUGAUAUUUGACUUUUAUGUGAACAGUUAAGAUUUAUAUAUACUUGAUAUGUAAAUUGGUAUUUAACAAUUACAACCAUAAUGAAGAACUUCUAAUCUAAAUGACUUAAGGGAUAAAAUACAUAUAAUAGGUUACAUUAUUUCCGUGUGAAGAAAAACAAACAUUUGUUUGAGAUGCAGUUUAAUUAAAAUGCCUGUAAUUUA